Pistacia vera is the source of this 1767-nucleotide messenger RNA. RefSeq names its product disease resistance protein RGA2-like. The transcript has 2 exons. NCBI's taxonomy places the organism in Eukaryota, Viridiplantae, Streptophyta, Magnoliopsida, Sapindales, Anacardiaceae. Gene Ontology annotation, biological process: defense response to other organism. The record is from RefSeq and is a predicted model, not a curated record. The coding region runs from base 121 to 1767 and encodes 548 amino acids. Gene Ontology annotation, molecular function: ADP binding.
AAACCACUUUCAAACACUUGCUCAAAUCGUUGGCAUCCAGAAUUUUAAGAGCUUUCGCUAUUUUGGAAGAGGUGAUUGGGUUCAUUCUGCCAUACAAACUAGUAUUUUGAGUUCUCAACCAUGUUUUACUCGCUCCAUCAUACACUCAGCCCGUUGCUGGAAAGAAUGGGGCGGAGUUUGUUUGAGAUGAAUCAGAUUGCAGGUCAAGAGCAGCUAUGCUCAAUUCCAGACAAGUGGAUGGAAAUCUUAAGGACAUUUAUAAAAGUAGUUCCCGAGGAAAAUAGAAGAGAUCACACCAAUGUGGAUGUGAAAGCGUGGCUGUACGAUGUCCAAAACGUGAUUGAUAAUUUGAAGGACAUACUGGAUGAAUUUGAGUUGAUGGCUGCUUGUCAGAGUCGUACGACAGGCAAGAACAGUUCCUUCUUGAACAUCAUGCCUGAUCGUUGUACAGUUUCGAAUCCGAAUGCUGUGUUGGAUGGCGAUUUGAGGUCUAAGAUAAUGGAUAUAACUAACCGAUUGGAAGAACUUGACAGGAAAAGAAAUGCACUUGGACUGAGAGUCAUUUGGCCCCCUCUGCUAACAGCGUGCGAAUCUAUGAUAGAGUACCCUGAAUGGGUUUCUCCAAAUGAACAUGCUAUCUAUCGCAGGGGCAGAGGUAAUAUGUAUGGCAGGGGAAGAGAUAAAAUGUAUGGCAGGGGCAGAGAUACAGUUAACCGAUUGAAAGAAUUCAAUACGAAAAGGGAUGCACUUGAAAUUAUGACUCACUCUGCACCAGCCAAAGUGGUAAUCAAGAGGGGACUGGAUUCGAAGAGCGAACCUACUAUUUAUGGAAGGGACGAAGAUAAAAUGAAAAUUCUUGAAUUGGUGCUCAGAGAUGAACCAAGUGAUGCCAACUUUAGCAUAAUACCCAUUAUUGGCAUUGCAGGAGUUGGCAAAACAACGCUUGCUCGGCUUGUGUACACUGACAAGACAGUAGAACACUUCAAGCCUAAGGCGUGGGUUUCUGUUUCUGAGGACUCUGAUAUUUUCAGAAUCUCCAAGGCUAUCCUUGAAUCAAUCACUUCUAGAUCCUGCGGUCUAAAGAAUUUAAAUGAAGUACUGGUUCAACUGAAAGAAGCACUAGUUGGUCGAAAAUUCUUGCUAGUCUUAGAUGAUGUAUUGAGCAAGAACAAUGGCUUGUGGGAAACUCUCAAGUCUUCUCUAAUAGUUGGUGCCCCAGGAAGUAAGGUAAUCAUGACAACACGUGGUGCAGAUCUUAUGAUAUCAAUGGAGUCCAAUAAUAUUCAACCUUAUAACUUGGAGGUUUUAUCCAAUGAUGAUUGUUGGUCCGUAUUUGCGAAGUAUGCAUUUAAGAGAGAUUCGGAUGCACGUAAGGAUUUAGACUAUGAAUUUGGGACAGCUGAUGAUAUACAUAAGACUUCAAAAUUAAUUCGUGAGCUAGUUGUUCGAAAGUGUAGAGGGUUACCCUUGACAGCAAGGAUUCUGGGUAGUCUUCUAUGCUCUAAAUGGGAUCAGGGUGAGUGGCAAUAUUUUUUGAAAAGUAAAAUAUGGGAUUCAGCUGAUGACAGUGAGAUUCUCCCAGGACUAAAGUUAAGUUACCAAGAUCUUUCUUCAGAUUCAAAAGUUUGCUUUGAUUAUUGUGCAAUUUUACCAAAAGAUUAUGAGUUCGAAGAAAAGGAACUUGUCCUUCUAUGGAUGGCAGAANUUCGUUUCCAAGGCUGCCCCAAUGCUCGACACCCAUGUAGCUUACUAAUACAUUUACUUUGA